Molecule: messenger RNA, 2713 nt
Organism: Trifolium pratense (red clover)
Lineage: Eukaryota; Viridiplantae; Streptophyta; Magnoliopsida; Fabales; Fabaceae
Exons: 1
Coding region: 765-2498 (577 amino acids)
Molecular function (GO): protein binding
Source: RefSeq, a predicted model, not a curated record
ACGUAGAUGUCAAAAUUGAGAGAAAUUGAGGAAAAACAAUUGAGAGGAUCCAUUCUCCUGCAAUCUAUGGAUUCUGGCAUUCUGCUGAGGAAUAUACAAAUAUUAACAUAAAGUAACAGUAAACUAAUAAUUUAAUUAUUCUCCUAAAUAACUAUUAAAAGUUCAAUAAUCCAUAUCUUGCUUGCUUCUACCUCACUUUGUUACAUCCUUUUCUGUCCUAUGUUAAAUUAUUUUUAAUAUUUAUUUCCCCCAUAUGCAUAUAUAUGUACAAAACAAUGUUUUAGAAAAAUAUAGGACCAACACUUUCCAUCCAAAAAAUCCAAAUAAAAAUACAUCAUACAUCUCUUUCUUGUCCUCCAUUGUUUCCUUUCAUCACACACCUCACAUGAUUUCCACCUCCAUUUCUCAUCUCUCUAUUAAAUUCAUUCAUACACCCAAACCAAACUUCCUUAACAGUAUUCUUCUCACUUGCACUUUUCACUAAAACUAUAAUGACACAAUUACCCUAACAACACAAUCAAAAUAAGGAAACUCCAAAAGGGUAUUUCAGUCAAUUCACAUGCUAUAGUCCAACACUUCAUGACUGUAUCAACUGUAAUAAUAAGGAUAAGCAUAGAUCUGCAGAAACAAAGUAACAACCUUUUUUUUUUCAUUUUCUUCAUUCUUCAUGAAAUCGUUAUUCAGAUUCUGAAGUAACUAACUGAAUUAAACAUUGUCUCGCCGGAAUAUUCCUUUUUUCGCCGGAAAAUGGAUGUUUGACGGAAAUGGGUGAAGAAGAUUUAAUCGGAGAUUCUCAAUUGGCGGGUGUACCCACCGGAGCUCAUCGUCUCCGGCGAGCCGUGGAACUCAUUUGUUCGUUACUAUCUCUUUCUCUGUCAAUUAGAGUCUUCGCCGGAAAAUGGCAACUCAUUCGUAACAAGCUUGAAGAGCUUCAUUCUGGUUUAAUCUCUGCCGAGAAUUGUGAUUCCGGCGAGAAUCCGUCGUUUUCUAGGUUGGUAACUUUGAUAGUAGCGACGGUUAGUGAGUGUCACGAUCUGGGUCAGCGUUGUGUUGAUGUUUCGUAUAGUGGGAAGCUUUUGAUGCAGAGUGAUUUGGAUGUAGCGUUUGCGAAGCUUGAUGGUUUAGCUAAGAAGCUUUCUGAGAUAUACAAAACGGGUCUUUUAACAAAUGGGUUUGCGCUUGUUGUUUCAAAACCGUGUCUUGGUGCUUGUAAAGAGGAUAUGAGGUUUUAUGUGAGAGACCUUUUGACGAGGAUGAAGAUUGGUGAUUUGGGUAUGAAGAAACAAGCUUUAAGGAAUCUUCUUGAGGUUGUUGUCGAGGAUGAGAAGUAUGUUAAGGUUAUUGUUGUUGAUGUUAGUGAUGUUGUUCAUGUUCUUGUUGGGUUUUUGUGUUCUGCUGAGGUUGAAAUUCAAGAGGAGAGUGCAAAGGUUGUUUCUGUUGUUGCUGGUUUUGAUUCAUAUAAAGGGGUUUUGAUUAGUGCUGGUGUUAUCGCGCCUUUGAUUCGUGUUUUGGAUUGUGGGAGUGAAUUGGGGAAAGUUGCGUCUGCGAGGUGUUUGAUGAAAUUGACUGAGAAUUCGGACAAUGCUUGGGCUGUUUCUGCUCAUGGUGGUGUUACUGCUUUGUUGAAUAUUUGUGGGAAUGAUGUUUGUAAAGGGGAUUUGGUUGGUUUUGCUUGUGGGGUGUUGAGAAAUCUUGUUGGUGUUGAGGAAGUUAAGAGAUUUAUGGUUGAGGAGGAUGCCGUGUCGACGUUUAUCAGGCUUGUGAAAUCAAAGGAGGAAGCAAUUCAGGUGAAUUCAAUAGGGUUCAUUCAGAAUAUUGCCUUUGGAGAUGAGGUAAUUAGACAAAUGGUGAUUAGAGAAGGCGGAAUCCGUGCUUUGUUACGCGUUUUGGAUCCUAAAUGGUCCUUUUCGUCGAAAACAAAGGAAAUAGCAAUGAGGGCUAUUGAGAGUUUGUGUUUUACAUCAUCUAGUUCUGUAAGUAUUUUAAUGAGUUAUGGUUUUGUCGAUCAAUUGUUAUAUUAUGUUCGAAAUGGUGAAGUCUCAAUUCAAGAAUUGGCAUUGAAAGUGGCAUUUAAAUUAUCUGGAACAUCUGAAGAAGCUAAGAAAGCAAUGGGUGAUUCUGGUUUUAUGGCAGAAUUUGUUAAGUUUCUAAAUGCAAAAUCAUUCGAAGUUCGCGAAAUGGCAGCCGAGGCACUCUCCGGCAUGGUCACGGUACCUAAAAACCGAAAGAGAUUUGUACAAGAUGACAAUAACAUAGCCCUACUUCUUCAAUUGCUUGAUCCAGAAGAAGGAAAUUCAGGUAACAAAAAGUUCUUAAUCUCAAUUUUAUCAUCAUUGACAAGUUGCAAUAGUGGAAGGAAAAAGAUUGUUAGUUCUGGAUAUGCAAAAAACAUAGACAAAUUAGCAGAAGCUGAAGUUUCUUCAGAUGCUAAAAAACUUGUCAAGAAACUAUCGACAAACCGGUUUCGCAGUAUGUUGAAUGGAAUCUGGCAUUCAUGAAUGUAAUUUCAUCAAUCAUUUUUCUCUCUUUUUUCUUUUUUUAACUGUAUAUUUAAUUUACUUUAGUGUCUUACAAGUUUUGCUAAUUUGUUUUCCCCUCCACAAUAUGCUUUCUGUUUAAUUUCAUUGGCCUUGUCCAUGAUAACAACAGUAGCACACACCAUUAUGUUGAUUGUAAUCAAAUUUAGUGAUGAUACCAUAAAGCCUUUGUUGUA